UGUUUUACAGAUGGGGAAACGGAGCCACACCGAGGUGAAGUGAUUUGUCCAGGGUCAAACAGCUCAUCCGUGUCUGGGGCUAGAUUUGAACUCAGAUCUUGCUGACAUUGGGUUACCUCGGGGUUCCGUCCGUACUGAACCGUGUCUCAUCACACAGUUUCUCACUGGUGUCUUGAGGGACACCAUGGCAAGCUCAUUCAAUUGGCAGAGGACAGACGGAAGGGGAUGUGCCAAGGGGGGGAGCACGGAACCAGCCUCCCCAGACCUUCAGCAAACAGAACUAGGGAGCCGGCUCUUGUAAGAGGAAGUGAAGAUCGAUAAAGGGAAUGUAUGCCCUUGUAUUAAGGGGUGUCUAAAAAAUAGGGGUGUCUGUUUACCGCAGGAUGCAUUCAUAGGAUGAUGCAGCUACAGGAAAGCUUUGUAGUAGGUAAUGAAACUUGGUGAAUUAUAGUGGUGGAAAUUUUAUAAAAGUUACACCAGGAAGCAAGUCAAAAGGAGAGACUGAAUCUUGAGCCCCAUCCCCCAACUUCCUGUUCCUUCCCUAAUUGCCUGGAUGAAGAAUCUUCUCCCAGGUGGGAAGGUUGGAAUAUGUUCCCCAUCAUAGUCCAAUCCCACAACCAGUCCUUUAACUAAAGGGUCUUUUGUUCUUUGGGGGCAGGGGAUAGGAAGAGAUGGGGGGGUGGAAUUUAGGGUCUCCCUAAUUUCUAAGUCAUCUUGUUGAUUGAAGAUUUAAAAUAUAGUCGGUUCUGAUGGGCAGAUGUCAACAGCACUGCUGACAAGUCUUUUGGGCUAAACCAAAUUUCUCUUCAGCUCACAGUCUGUAGAAGGUAGUGGCUAGAGGAGGCGAAGGGGUCUGUCUUCCACCUUCAGCCAAGCAGGAAUAAGUCUCAGGCAGCUGAAGCUUCUUCACUGGUUUUCCCCAAGGUUCCGUUGGAACUGUCCCCCCUCCUUAGUUGAUUGGCGUUCCAAACAGUUCUGAGCUCCUUUUCUUUUUGCAGACGCAUCCCAAGUCAUUGUUUAUUUACAGCUUCCUGGGGCCAAAUAAGAGGGGGGCGUCCAUUCAUUUUUAACAAAAUUCUGUAGGUUCAGUUUUGUCCCCCCCAUUUCCCAGAGCCACUCCCUCCCUCUCCUUGGCCAGGGCCGGCCUCCCUGGAGUACGAAAGACCAAAGAAUGGGCCUGUUUCUCCGUCUGACCCCUCUAAGGACGAGCCUGGGAGCAGGCUCUGACCCCAGAGGCCUCGACCUCCCUUUGCCACAUGAGGAUCUCCAGCUCUCUCCUCUUCCUUCUCCAGGCGCUGCCCAUGCAACCACCACCCCGUUUGGCCCCUCGGCCCACCACAGCAGCUUCCUGCCCACCAGCCACCUGACGGACCCCUUCAGCCGCUCCAACACCUUCAGUGGCCUUGGCAACCUGGGGAGCAACGCCUUUGGAGGCCUGGGCAGCCAUGCACUGGCUCACAACAGCAUCUUCGCUCACAAGGAAGCCACGACGCUGCAGAGCUUUAGCAACCCCCACGAGCCCUGGAACCGUCUCCACCGCACCCCGCCCUCCUUCCCGACCCCUCCGCAGUGGCCCAAGCCCGGGGACCCGGAGCGGAGCUCGGCCCUGAGCAACCACGACCGGGACCCCGAGAAGGGCAAAGAGGAGCGAGAGCGGGAUAUCCUGGACAAAAGCCGCCAUUCUAACCGGUCCUCCCCAGCCUCCGCCCCGGUGACCCAUCAGAUCAGCAACCUCAUCCGUAGCAACAGCCAGACCUCCAUGGAGCCCUCCCGGCCUGCGGCGGGCCUGGGCGAGAGGGAGCCGCCCGACCGGCUCCGGGAUGCCCCGCUGCCCGAGCACAAGGUCAAGGAGAGCCGCUCUCCCGUAAAGGAGGCCGCGAGCCUGGAGAAGCGGCCCCCGGAGGACGCCGGGAAGCCCGUCAUCCAGUCCGUGUCCCCCUACAGCAAGUCGGGCCUCAGCGAGAGCCUCAAGCUCAGCGGUCUGGUGGCCGCCAAAGAGCUGGAGCGGAACGCCGAGCCGCUCAAGAACGACGUGAAGGUGAAGGAGGAGCGCAAGGAGGACAGCGACGUGCUGGUGGUGGGGUCCGAGCCCUCCCGGGAGCCUCCGGCCGCUCCUGCCCUGCACGGGCUGCCCCUCCCCCACUCGAUGGCGGCCGCCUCCGUGCCGCUGGCCAUGGGCGGGGUGCACCCCCUCGGCGGCGUGAACGUGCUGGACCGCUCCCGGGUCAUGACCCCCCUCAUGGGCAUGAGCCCCCUGACGGGGAGGGAGAGGCUCCCGCACCCCGGCUUCUCGUGGGAGCCGCUCCGCGACCCACUGCGGGACCCCUACCGCAGCCUGGAUCUGCACCGCCGCAUGGACCUCCAGCUGCGCUCAGACCCCCUGGCGCACCGCCUCCCCGUGGCGGGCUCGGGCUUCUACGACCACGAGCGCCCCUACCGGGACCGGGAGCCCCACGACUACACCCCCGAGAGCCUGCUGGAGGCCCGGCGGGAGCAGCAGGAGCGCGAGCGCCUCCAGCUGAGGGAGGAGCUGGAGAGGGCCCGGGCGCACCACCUGCACCCGCCGCCCAUCGACAGCCACCUGGCCCACGUGCCGCCCUUCAUGCCUCACCUGAGCGGGGUGCACUACCCCAGACUGAGCCCCUCCGCCGCCACCGCCCUGCACAACGGGAUCCUGGCCAGGACCCCGCCCACCGCGGCGCUGAGCGCCCCGCCCCCCCUGGUGCCGGCAGGGGGCGCCCGGCCCGCCUCCCCCCGCAGGACUACGCCCCUCACAAACUCGGAGGCCAGGGACUACUCCCCGUCCCGGAACCCCAAAGAAGUGGAGGCCCGGUAGUCCCCUCCGCCCCGCUCUGUACAGAACCAGAAUCUUUUACAAAAUGCACUGCUGUAAACUUUUUUAAUGUAAAUUUGUAGACCUGAAGCACAGUUCCAUAAAUCCUAGGGUCACCCCCAGCUCGCGUGGGGGGCCGGGGCAGACCCUGCGGCGCCCCAGAGGGGCCGCAGCGCUGCUCUGGCCCUGUGGCUCCCCGAGACGCGGCGUCAAUGCCUUUGUCGUUUUGUGUUCAUUCUGUGCUCUUGCCUCGCUCGCUCGCCGGGGACAGAGGCUGGCUUCGGGGUUCUUAGCUGGAUCGGCCCUUCGCCGUCGCUCUUACUUACUGAGAUGAUUCCCAGGGUUUGUUUCUUAAAGUCUUAUUUAUGGAGAAAACUGUUAUUUCCUAACAGCGCACUGUGAGGCUCCCAGAGACCGCCGCCGGUCCUUCCCUCCCCUUGGUACUUUGGAACCCAAGUUACAGAUAUAUAUUAAAAUAAUUAUUAAUAAUAAUAAUGUACAAAACUGUUUGUUUUUUGCCUUAUUAUAUUAUGCAGAAAUUUAAGAGGGAUUUUUUGACUUGUUUAAAAAAAAAACCAAGGAAACAAUUGUAAAUAUCCUAUUAAUAUAAAUGUAAGACAUUAAAUUCUUAACAUAAGUAGACUUUAUAAAACAAAAAUGGUUUCUAGAACCACUUUGGUUAUUCGUUGAACCCGGUUUCAAAACUCCUGCUAUCCCCGGGGAACAGUCUAGAGAGGAAGGAGGCCUCCAAGACCUGAAUAUUCAGGUUGGCUCUGGUGGCCCGACAGGAGGGGGCAGUUUCUUCAGGCCAGACACCAUCCCGGAGUGCCCAGAGUCACUCAGAGCUUUGGAGAGAGGUCAGGAAAGGGGUACGAUCAUGGGGGGAGGACGGGUGCCCUCCGGGAGUGUAGACACGGCCAGGAGGGACUGGCGGUCUCCGGGACUAGCAGAAACAAUUUUCUGUGGACCUUUGUGCUCAUUGUGCAGUGUUCUUACUGGAAUCGGUAAACAAAACAAGUAGAAUUUUAGGAGUGCAAAAAAAAUAAAAGUCUACUGGUUGGUUUUUAUUUUAUUUUUUAUUUUUAAAGGCAGAAGAAAUUCUGAUAUAUUCUCUGUAGUACAUGAAGCCCAUCAGCCAACGUUUGUUUCUGUGUGGUUCUUUGGCCUUGACCUCUGUGGCAUGACAUGGUUUUGGUUUCCAGUUUUACUUUUGUGCAUAUAUAUAUAUAAAUAUACAAACACAUAUAUAUAUGUCACCAUGCCUUCCCCGCUGUACGCCCUCCUUAUGUGUUUAUUUUCCAGCGCCCACGUUUUGGAGAGACCGAGCUCUGUCCCGGGUGCUUUGCCCUCGUUAAUUCUGCCAUCCACUGCUGUUUCUUUCCUCAACGCUGUAUUCUCCAUCCCCAUCCUUCCCUCCACGCCCCCCUGUAAUUUUAAACUUUCCGUUUCCUUGUAGAUCAAUGAAGAUAAAUACAACAUUGAUUUUGGAUGAAAA
Monodelphis domestica (gray short-tailed opossum) is the source of this 4328-nucleotide messenger RNA. RefSeq names its product autism susceptibility gene 2 protein-like. The record is from RefSeq and is a predicted model, not a curated record. NCBI's taxonomy places the organism in Eukaryota, Metazoa, Chordata, Mammalia, Didelphimorphia, Didelphidae.